AUGGCCACGACAACAACGCCCGUCAAUACGGCCGCUUUGAUUGGUGGAAUAGAUGUUAAACCUCAGUGGGAUGAUAAAUGUUACAACUUAGAUGAAAGCGAUACAAAUAUUACGGCCCUUGAGGAAUAUGCAAAAUUCGAAUUUCAGCCCGAAUGGUUGCGUACUAAGGAGUAUUGGGAUAGAGGUUUUGAGGAACGUUUUGAAGCUCAAAAACAUGAUAAACAACGACCACCACUAAAGGUAAUUGUCGUUCCUCAUUCUCAUAACGAUCCCGGUUGGUUGAAAACCUUUUUAAAUUACUUUCAAAGCGAUUCACGGCAAAUUUUAAAUCUGAUCGUCACUAAAAUGCAAGAGUAUACCGACAUGACUUUUAUCUGGUCUGAAAUAAGUUUCUUGCAAUUGUGGUGGGAUCAAGCGCAUCCAACGAAACAGCGAGCUCUGAAACGUUUGAUAAAUUCGGGACGUUUUGAAAUUACAACUGGUGGUUGGGUAAUGACCGACGAGGCUAACGUUCAUCUCUACGCCAUGCUGGAUCAAUUAAUUGAAGGUCAUCAAUGGUUAAAGAAUAAUUUAAACGUUACACCCACAGUAGGUUGGUCUAUCGAUCCUUUCGGCCAUGGUAGUACAGUGCCUUAUCUCUUGGCCAAUAGCAAUUUCGAAGGUGCUAUAAUACAACGAAUCCAUUACGCUUGGAAACAAUGGUUCGCACGACAAAUGAAAGGCGACUUCAUCUGGACCCCAUAUUGGCAGGAGCGAGGACAAACUGAUACCCAACAGAACGAUCGUUUGCUGAUACACAAUAUGCCCUUCGAUAUCUAUUCCAUUAAGAAUUCUUGUGGUCCUCAUCCGUUUAUAUGUUUGGACUUUGAUUUUCGUAAAAUACCUGGCGAGUAUACUGAAUACUCGGUCCGUGCCCAGUUCAUAACUGACGAGAAUGUAGAAGAAAAGGCUCAAUUACUAUUGGAGCAAUAUGCUCGAACUGGUUCUCUAUUUCCUCAUAAUGUGGCCCUAAUACCGGUAGGUGAUGAUUUUCGUUACAACGAAGAGCGUGAAAUCAAACAACAAUAUACGAACUACAAAAAACUAAUUGAUCACAUUAUGAAUAACAAGCGUAUGUAUAAUGUAGAUAUAAGUUUUGGUACACCGAAGGAUUAUUUCCGAGAAAUUCGUAAACGUACGAAAGACUUUCCCACCUUUAAGGGAGACUUUUUUGUAUAUUCCGACAUCUUUUCGGAAGGUCGACCGGCCUAUUGGUCGGGAUUUUACACGACCAGACCUUAUUACAAAAUAUUGAGCUCGGAUCUCGAACAUAAUCUACGAGCCGCUGAGAUAUUGUUCACUUUAGCUUAUAACACAGCCCGCCAGCAGAAGCACGAAAACGCAAUUAAAAUUUUCGAAAAGAACUAUGAGAAAAUGAUACAUGCCCGCCGAAAUUUAGGAUUAUUUCAACAUCAUGAUGCCAUCACCGGCACUUCCAAGGCAGCUGUUAUGCGCGAUUAUGGUAUGCGUUUAUUUGAGAGCAUACAAGACGUCGUACAUAUGCAAGUAUCUUCUAUUGAGCUACUUAUACAAAAUGGAAGUUCGAAACAUAAUUUCCUAUUAAGUGAUAUUGAGCGAGAUAAUUUUAGUAAGUUGCCACGUAAAACCCCUAUUCCCCUCACAGUGACCAGUCAAACUGGGGACUUUUCAAUUGAAUUCUCUUCGAAUAGCGGCGAUGGCAAGAGCUCCUCAUUCGUAGUAUUUAACCCUCUAGCAUAUCGGCGAGUCGAUUUUCUAAUAGUACGGACACCUAUUUGUAAAGUGAAAAUUUUAAACGAACGUGGCGAAGAGUUACGGAAUGUACAAAUUAAUCCGGUAUGGAAUAUAAUCGAUCCGGAUGAAAAUGUUUUUGGGAAUACAGUAAAUGGUGCGGGCUUGGGUCGUAUUCGCACUUCAAAACGCGUAUAUGAAGUACUCUUCAUGGUCGAAUUGGAUGCACUCGCCUUGACCACCUAUCAAGUAGUUAUCGAUGAAGUGAAUUAUAAACGCUUAAUGUCCACCAUAUAUUGCGAUGAUUGUACGGAUCGUAAUGAAAAUACCGAUUCGCCCAAAUCGACACCAGAAGAAGAGUUUCCCAUACGAACUAAACCGUCCGGCGAUAUCCAAUUGGAAAAUAAUCGUAUGCGUUUACUGUUUGAGGAGAAGACUGGAUUUUUAAUAACUCUUUCACGUAAGGGUGAGAAUCAGCAGCUAAUGAAACCGAUGCCAUGUGCCAUAAAAUUUGCUGCUUACCGUAGUGCACAAUUUCAUUCAGGCGCUUAUCUUUUCAAGACCGAUCCCGAUCAAACUGAAGCUGAGACCGAUGUUCUCGAACAAUAUGAGGAAGACGUACGGAUUAUUAUUACCUCGGGAUCAAUAGCUAGCGAUGUGACGGUGUUAUGGGGUCCAUUUCUAGCUCAUACAGUACGUCUUUUUAACACUCAUACUUUCUUAGACGGAGCCAUAUUCAUAGAAAAUGACAUUGACUUUGAACCGCCACCGAAAAAUCGUGAAACUGAGUUAUUUAUGCGUUUUAUAACCGAUAUCGAUAAUAUAGCCACAGUCAAUAAGAAUCUGCUUAAAGAAGGUGAACCCAUACCAGAAUUACCACAAUUUUACACCGAUCAAAAUGGUUUCCAAUAUCACAGGCGUGUUAAGGUUCCAUCAAUAGGUAUUGAGGGCAACUAUUUCCCCAUCACUACAACUGCGUUUAUGCAAGAUGACAAAAUACGUCUCACUUUAUUAACUACUCAUGCCCAAGGAGCCGCCAGCUAUGAACCGGGUCAAUUGGAGGUAAUGCUAGACCGGCGAACCUUAUACGAUGAUUAUCGCGGUAUGGGCGAAGGUAUUGUUGAUAGUCGUUUAACACGUCAUAAAUUUUGGUUGCUAAUCGAAGAUGUAAACGCCCGUAUUCCCGAGCCCUCAUCUACACCUAAUACCUAUCAAGUGCCCAGUUUAUUAGCCAAUUAUUUGGCCAAUAGUUUACGUUAUCCGGCCAAUAUUUAUUUUAUAGAGAAUUUUGAUAAGUCUUUGCAACUUAAAACCAAAGUUAAUUUACUUGAAUCCAAAACUUGGCCCUGCGAUAUUCAUUUGUUAAAUUUGCGCACCCUCUCCGAAGAACAACUGCAAUUGUUCCCUUCAUCAUCAGCCUUAAUGAUAUUACAGCGACAAGGUUACGAUUGUAAUGUAAAUAGUCACUUGAUCGACAUGACGCGUGUCUGCCCAUUCACUAACGCGGAGGGAUUAGGUAAAGCAAUUUUCAAUAGUUUGGAGAUCGAACGAAUUGAAAAAACGACUUUAACGGGUUUGCGUACCGAAGCGACAACACAACGUAAACGCUUAAAAUCAUUUGCUGAUAUAAAUCUAAGACCCAUGGAAUUAUUGACUUUUAAUUUAACAUUUAGAACUUAACUUUAGAAUCUGACUGAUUUUUUCUUUUUCUUUUUUUUUUAUUAUUUUUUCCAUUAUUUCCUUAAAUGUUAGAAAAAAAAAAUGUACAAAUAGCUUUUAUUUUAUUAAAUAUGGUUUCAUCCUAUCAGCUAAGUUAUUAUAUUAAUUAAAAGUCACAAAUCAUUCCAUACAAUAGCUUUUUGAACCAGUAUUUGUUUUAAUCAUAAACAUAAUCAUAUAUUUGAAAUCGAAUAUUAUAAUCUAAACUGUGAACAAUUGCAGUUUAAUAUAAUCUAAACAAACAUAAUUUUAAAUUGAAUUUCCCCUUGAGCAUAAAAAUUUACCUAAAAAUCUACUUUUAGGUUAUAGGUUGCAUUUUAUUUUCACAUAACCUACACAAUCCUAAAUGAUACGAGGAUCACCUACAAACGAAAAUUCAUAGUUUAACCAUCUUUGUUUAUACGUUGUUAUAUUUUACUUUGACAUAACCUACAUAACCUUUAGUGAUACUUUUCCUAACGCAACUAUAAUUUCCCUUUUCCUAUUUCGUAACUCCAUUUCAAUGUAUAUUUCGAUCAGAGACUUUUCGAAAAUAUAAUUCCAACUUAUUCUCCAAAAUGUUUUUUUUUUAAUUAUUUAAAAAAUAUUCUAAAAAUUAUAUUGAAAGUAGUGCAAUAUCUGCCAAUACGUCCUUAAAAU
Messenger RNA from Glossina fuscipes, 4107 nucleotides. It is a transcript of the gene alpha-Man-IIb, whose product is annotated as alpha-mannosidase 2x. Gene Ontology annotation, biological process: mannose metabolic process; N-glycan processing; protein deglycosylation. The coding region runs from base 1 to 3429 and encodes 1142 amino acids. Gene Ontology annotation, cellular component: Golgi membrane. The record is from RefSeq and is a predicted model, not a curated record. The transcript has 4 exons. Gene Ontology annotation, molecular function: alpha-mannosidase activity; carbohydrate binding. Lineage: Eukaryota; Metazoa; Arthropoda; Insecta; Diptera; Glossinidae.